AUGAAGAAUCUGGCCGCUGGAAAGAAGAAGAGUAAGGAUGUCAAACAAGAAAGACGUAAAAAAUACGCUGAUCUGGCUAUUCAAGGUACAAAUAAUUCCUCAAUUGCGUCCAAAAGAUCGGUGGAACUAUUAUAUUUACCGAAAUUAAGCUCAGCUAGUAACUUUCAAAUGAACAAAAACAAAGAGCUGUUGGAAUACUUCAAGUUCUUUGUUCCCAAAAAAAUCAAGAGAUCUCCCUGUAUCAAUAGAGGCUACUGGCUGAGGCUAUUUGCCAUUAGAUCGAGGCUAAACUCCAUCAUAGAACAAACACCGCAAAAUGAAAAGAUAAUUGUUAUCAACCUUGGGUGUGGGUACGAUCCAUUGCCGUUUCAACUGUUAGACACUGACAAUGUCCAAAGUCAGCAGUAUCACGACCGUGUUUCCUUUAUUGAUAUUGAUUACUCCGAUUUAUUGAAAAUCAAAAUCGAGUUGAUCAAGACUAUACCUGAACUUUCGAGGAUCAUUGGUCUCACUGAAGAUAACGGUUAUGUUGAUACAAGUAAUGCCGAUGUUUUGACGACGCCUAACUAUCUCGUCAGGCCAUGUAACUUGAACGAUUCUGAAAUGUUUAGCGGAUUAUUGAACGAAUGUCAAUUGUACGAUCCAAACGUCGUUAAAGUAUUUAUUGCAGAAGUUUCACUGGCUUAUAUGAAACCACAGCGUUCGGAUAGUAUCAUUAGUGCAUGUUCUAGGAUGGAAAAUAGCCACUUUAUUAUUCUUGAGCAGUUAAUUCCAAAAGGACCCUUCGAACCAUUUUCCAAGCAAAUGCUAGCGCACUUUAAGAAGAAUGACUCUCCACUACAAUCUGUACUGAGCUAUAACACCAUUGGCUCACAGGUUCAAAGAUUCAAUGAGUUAGGUUUCUCUCACGUUAACGUGGGCGAUAUGUUCCAGCUGUGGGAGAGUGCAGACGAGACGACUAAAAAGGAACUUCUAAAAGUAGAGCCUUUUGAUGAACUGGAGGAGUUUCACUUGUUUUGCCAUCAUUACGUCUUAUGCCAUGCUACGAACAAUAAAAGAUUCCUAUUUGCUCGAGGAUUCAUGUUCGACAGACCGCUUUCUGAGAGUGAGUUAGCUGUAAAUGAAGAUUAUCUGCUUCAAGAAUGCGAGUGCGCCAUUAAUAGAAAAUUCGGGGAUGCUGCCGUUUGUGGAAAUGAUGUGUUUUAUAUGGGCGGUAGCAACCCAUACAGAGUCAACGAAUUACUGCACUUGAGUAUAUCUCAUGAUAAAAUGGAUGUGCAAAGCAUUGACGUAGGCAGCAGUGAGCUCCCUGUAGCAAGAAUGUGUCACACUUUGACAGCCCUGUACGGCAAUGAACAGCUCCUACUCAUUGGUGGCAGAAAGGCGCCCCACCAGGGCCUUUCUGAUAACUGGAUAUUUGAUACAAAGAAGAGGGAAUGGUCAAUGAUUCAGAGCUUGCCACAUACAAGAUUCAGGCAUAGCGCAUGCAACUUAUCAGAUGACAACGUUUUGAUCCUCGGUGGGGUUACAGAGGGGCCUUCUAUGUUAUUAUACAAUGCUGCCAAGAAAACUUUCCAAGAUAUUACACCAAAGAACGAACUCUUUCAGAAGUCGCUAGUAUCAGCGGGGCUGGCGUUUGAUUCUGUUUUGAAUCAAGGUGUUAUACUGGGUGGUGGAUUCAAGGAUCAGACAACCGUCUCGGAUAAGGUGAUUGUAUUUGAAUAUGAUCCAGAGAAUACCAUGGAACCGAUCAAGGUUGUCAAAGAAAUCCGGCACCCAUUUUUUCAACGCUAUGGCUCUCAGAUUAAAUACAUUUCUCCAGGACAGCUCUUGAUAGUCGGAGGAACAAGCCCUUCAAGACUGUUUGACCAAACUAACUCCAUAAUCAACCUUGACCUGCACAAUGAGACGCUAACGUCCAUUCCUAUCACACAAAGCAUAUGGCAGGAUCACUCAUUGAUGCUUGCUGGUUUUAAUUUGGUUUCAACUGUGGAAGGGACCAUUCACAUCAUCGGAGGUGGUGCCACCUGCUAUGGGUUUGGGUCAGUAACUAACGUGGGUCUUAAGCUUAUACCAAAGACUAAAUGA
This is a messenger RNA of Saccharomyces kudriavzevii IFO 1802, 2088 nucleotides long. RefSeq names its product tRNA methyltransferase PPM2 (gene PPM2). NCBI's taxonomy places the organism in Eukaryota, Fungi, Ascomycota, Saccharomycetes, Saccharomycetales, Saccharomycetaceae. Bases 1 to 2088 code for a protein of 695 amino acids. The transcript has a single exon. Gene Ontology annotation, molecular function: protein binding; tRNA methyltransferase activity. The record is from RefSeq and is a predicted model, not a curated record. Gene Ontology annotation, biological process: tRNA methylation; wybutosine biosynthetic process.